CUGCAUCUCGCGUCAAGCCCGCCAGGUCUCUUCAUGCACGUUACGGUAUGCUUAAACAUACGAUAAUAUAAUCUUACGGAUGUAUUUAAUAAAUUUGUUAUGUUUCCUUGCUGUUAAUGCAGCACUUGCAAGCUGGCCGCGUGCCUCGCAAACAAGCAGCUUUCAUUUUGUCAUUCGAUUUUGAAUCCACAUGCUGAAAUCCAAUCCAGUAGCCGAAGCACGUGAAGCAAAGCGGAGACAGCGGAGACACACGGAGACACCGCAUGCGGGUUUUGUAGAGUUGAGCGCGCCGGAGCCGCUGAAAAUGGGAGAAACGGCUCAGAUUCAAGCGAAAUUCUUCACCAAAGACGAAAGGUACUCCGUGCCAGAUACGCCGUUCUCUAUAGCCGGCAGUACAACACCCGAGCAGCUCUCUUCACUUAUCAAUGCGCUGCUCAAGGAGUCCUCGGCAUCGCCGGAUCAAGAUGAGCAGCCCGUGUUCGACUUCCUCAUCAACGGGGAACUGCUCCGGCUCACGCUCGAAGAACACUUGGAGACCAAGGAGAUCCCGCAGGAGACGAUCGUUCACCUCGAAUACCUCGAGAAAUGCCCGCCGCCUUCGCCCGUCGACAGCCUGAUCCACGACGACUGGGUGAGCGCGGUGCACGCUUCCGAAGCCGGCAUCCUGUCCGGCUGCUACGAUAACACUCUGCACAUCUGGGACACCGCGACGGGGACGCGGAGGCUGACGAUACCAGGCCAUCUGGGACCGAUCAAGUCUGUCAAAUGGGUGGCGGUCGCCGAGCCGCUCUGCACCUUCGUGAGCACGUCGCACGACGAGACAGCCAUGCUGUGGCAGUGGGACAGGCACACCAACGCCGUCGAAUCAGUGCAGGUGUGCCGGGGUCACGCCCGCAGCGUGGACUGUGUCGACGUCAGCUGGAACGGGGCCAAGUUCGUGACGGGCUCCUUCGACCACAUGCUCAAGGUCUGGUCAGCGGACCCCGACUCCACAGACACGGACCACGGGCAGGACGGCUCCGAAGAGGGAAGCCGGAAGAAGCAGAAGACGGUGGACGGCAAGGCGAAGACGCGAGUGCCCGUGCUCACCCUCGCGGGCCACCACGAGGCCAUCACAGGUGUCCAGUGGACCGACGAGGCAGAGGUGGCCACCUGCUCCAUGGACCACACACUCCGUAUCUGGGACGUGGAACUCGGCGGCAUGAAGUCUCAGCUGGCGGGCUCCAAGGCCUUCCUGGGCAUCUCCUAUUCCAGGCUGAACCGACAGAUUGUGUCGGCCUCCUCGGACAGGCACGUUCGCCUCUGGGACCCGAGGACGAAGGAUGGCACCAUCGUCAAGUGUAGCUACACGUCGCAUGCGGGCUGGGUGUCGGCCGUCCACUGGGCUCCCAACUCGGACCACCAGUUCAUUUCGGGCUCGUACGAUACGCUCAUGAAGCUGUGGGAUGCGAGGAGCCCCAAAGCGCCGCUCUACGACAUGUCGGGACACGAAGACAAGGUCCUCGCCGUAGAUUGGUCGCUGGGCAAGUACAUGAUCAGCGGCGGUGCCGACAACCAAUUGAAAAUCUUCGAGCACAAGUAACCUCAUCACAUGGCUCAUGAGUGGGGACGACUACCUUCAUAAUAUUCAAUCUGGUCUGCUGGCAUUGUGGCUCCGGCCGACAGCUGUCUUUGCUGCGAGAAUAAAAGGACUCUCAUGUUCGUAUGCCACUUUAACAGGAUGUGGCGAACCCAAUUGAAGACUCUUAUUCUAUAAAAGAAGACAUACUUUUGCAAUUUAGUUUUCUGAAUAUGUGCGUAUGUGAUAUAAUAAAACAAUGUCCGGAAGUCCAUUUCAA
Messenger RNA from Ixodes scapularis (black-legged tick), 1838 nucleotides. Its product is annotated as ribosome biogenesis protein WDR12 homolog. Gene Ontology annotation, biological process: ribosome biogenesis. Lineage: Eukaryota; Metazoa; Arthropoda; Arachnida; Ixodida; Ixodidae. Gene Ontology annotation, cellular component: preribosome, large subunit precursor. Gene Ontology annotation, molecular function: protein binding. The coding region runs from base 191 to 1582 and encodes 463 amino acids. The record is from RefSeq and is a predicted model, not a curated record. The transcript has a single exon.